This is a messenger RNA of Sphaerulina musiva SO2202, 2190 nucleotides long. RefSeq names its product glycoside hydrolase family 43 protein. The record is from RefSeq and is a predicted model, not a curated record. Gene Ontology annotation, molecular function: hydrolase activity, hydrolyzing O-glycosyl compounds. The transcript has 2 exons. Gene Ontology annotation, biological process: carbohydrate metabolic process. Bases 1022 to 2026 code for a protein of 334 amino acids. NCBI's taxonomy places the organism in Eukaryota, Fungi, Ascomycota, Dothideomycetes, Mycosphaerellales, Mycosphaerellaceae.
AGGUGUUGAUGAUGAUGAUGAUGAUGAUGAUACCACACACACACUCACACUCACUCAUACACACCCAACGCACCUCCUGCACUGCACGACCCUGCACGUGAAGAGAACACUGAGUCGUGUUGUGUCGAAUGCCCACGGAAUGCCACUGCCACGGCGCCUAUCCUCCGAGCCCAGUGUGCUGUGCUGCGCUGCGCUGCUGUGCGUGCUGACGAUGCUCGCCCUGGCCAAGUGUUUUCAUUUAAUUAGCAGGUAUGGUGCUACUACUGGCCAUCAUCAUCCUACCACUGCAGCAGUAUGGAUCCAGGAACAACGUAUAUGAUGUGCACUGCCGAUUCCCGAGUGCACGGCCGCCAUCCGACCAUAGGGCAGACGGGAGACAGGCUUCUCCGAAGCUCUCCGGAACCUUUCCAAACGGCCGGAAGGGUCUCCCUGAAGUCGCUUACUCCAUCAUACAUGUACCUCCUACUGUAGGCUGGUUGAUCGAUGGCCACCUACUACCUUUCCAGUCACCAAGGUAUCCUUGUGACCACUCCCGACGUCAGUGCUCUCCACGCAACAAAUGCAACUGCUCAUGUGUUCUCGCAAGAACUGCUCAUGCUCCGGAGCGUGAUCGACUGCACAAAGUCUCGUCGUCGAGCGUCGAACACGAUGGCGCUUCGUAUAAAACUGUCGCCUCUCCCAGCCCAAGCACACACCACUACCACACAUACAUACUUCUCCUCCCUGUCCAUAGGCUCUGCUUCGCCCGUAACAGCUCCGACCUGAAACCGUGUUGUAGCCUCUCUCCCGCAAUUGGGAUUGACCUAUUAUAGCUGGUCCAACUCUAUUCUUACAUUAGCAAUCUCACCCAGGCCGCACCAAACUCUCCAAUAUCUCAAACCAUUUCAAAGAAAAAGAAGGGAGGAGGACGAUCCUCUCGAGUUUUCGAUCAAAACUUACCCAUCGACGGACCACAGUACCACUCCCCAGCAGCAUCAGCAUCAGAAUCAGCAUCAGCAUCAGCAUCAGCAUCAGCAUCAGCAUGUCCUCGUUAGCAUCGACCUGGCUCCUUGCCGCACUAUGUAUACUCUCUAGGUUCACCACCACAGCACAUCCGUUGCAGAAGCGAGCAGACCUGAGACCAGUCAUUUCUACAGAUUUCCCCGAUCCAUCGAUCAUCAAAGUCGGCGACACCUGGUAUGCCUUUGCAUCACAAUCCAAGUAUGACUUUCUCGAUACCAAAGUUCAAGUGGCAACAUCGCCAGACUUUGCCACUUGGACCCUCACCGGCCAAGAUGCUCUUUCCGUCAUGGCCCCAUGGGCUGUAUCUGCCGUAUGGGCACCCUCUGUGAGCAGACGAGACGACGGGAAGUAUCUCAUGUACUACUCUGCCGUGACCAACACGGGCGGAGACGGUCGAUUCCAUUGUGUGGGCACUGCAGUUGCCGAUGACGUCCUCGGGCCAUACGUCUCCAACUCGGACGAACCGUUCGCCUGCCCCCUCGAGCAAGGCGGAGCACUGGAUGCAUCCUACUUCAAAGACGGAGAUCGUCACUUUUCCCUCUACAAAAUCGACGCCAACUCGAUGGGGAAUGGCGGCUCGUGCGGGAAUACCGUCGACCCCAUUGUCACUACUCCCAUUGUGAUUCAAGAAGUCCAAGCCGAUGGCACCACCAAAAUCGGAGACCCCAUCACCCUCCUCACCAACUCCCAAUACGACGGCCCGCUGGUCGAAGCACCGUACAUGUAUCGCAACGCCGACGGCAUCUACGUCUUGUUCUUCUCCUCCAACUGCUACGAGACGGACCUGUACGACGUCUCCUACGCCACCAGCACGAGUCCCACGGGUCCCUUUGAGAAAUCUUCUACGCCUUUAUUCAUCACGGGCACCCAGGGUCUGAUUGGCCCUGGAGGCGGCAGUUUGGCCGACGAUGGCACGUCGUGGGCGAUGCAUGGCUACGAGUCCAGGGAGCGCGUCGGGGGGAGGAGGAGCAUGUAUGUCACGACGUUGACGUUGACUGGUCGCCAGGUUAUUUCCAAUGUUUGAGGUGGGAAAGAUGGAGAAGGAAAUAUGGAAAUGAAUUUCUUUUUGUUGGAUUUGUUUUGUAUAUAUCUGUGUAUAGUGGAAAUACCUAUUUGAAUGGUAAGUAUAUGAUGAUGAUGAUGACGACGAUGAUGAUGAAUGUAGAGAGAUCAGAGAGAUGAAUGGAU